Orbicella faveolata is the source of this 2335-nucleotide messenger RNA. RefSeq names its product cytochrome P450 4V2-like. The record is from RefSeq and is a predicted model, not a curated record. Gene Ontology annotation, molecular function: monooxygenase activity; oxidoreductase activity, acting on paired donors, with incorporation or reduction of molecular oxygen; heme binding. NCBI's taxonomy places the organism in Eukaryota, Metazoa, Cnidaria, Anthozoa, Scleractinia, Merulinidae.
GCGAUAACCUUACAACAUGGUGGCCGGUAACUAGCCUUGGGCGUUAGAUCGUCGUUUUGGACGAGGGAAAGCCGUCAUUACAAGAUGCAAGAUUUUUGACUCGAGAACAAGGGAAACUUCACAUGUGGAAGUUUUUAUCCGGCACUAAAUACCAGAUUUAAUUAACUGAAAAAUAAAUUCGUGCGAGAAUCAAAUGUAAACUAUAAAGCUUAAACUGGUUAACAGGUAACGGGUGAUCAAUAAAAAUAAAUUUUGUUUGAAUUUCAGUGAUGGCUCAAAAUGGAAAACGCGACGCCGGUUAAUAACACCAACCUUCCACUUUCAAAUUCUGAAUAACUUUAUUCCGGUAUUUGAGGAACAAGCGUCAAUUAUGGUCACUCUUUUGGAGUUACGUCUAUGGACUCCUCACCCAAUACACAGCAGUAUGCAGAAUCUCCAUAUUUUAAUGCAGUCUUUAGAAUGAGCGAGUUAGUCCAGCAAAGGCAAACUUGUCCAUGGCUCUGGUCAGAUGCUAUUUAUCGAUGGACACGAUCAGGAAGUGAACACGAGGCAUGUCUGAAGAUUCUCCAUGAGUUUACAGAUAAGGUGAUUGAUGAGCGUAUUGACGAAAGAGAAGUCAAGAAAAGAGAUCAAAACAAACAGAGAAACUCGGAGACGACCGAAGAACAAGAAAAAGAUGUAUUCACAAGAAAAAAGCGCCUAGCAUUUCUUGACCUGUUGCUAGAAGCCUAUGACAAGGGAGAUAUUUCACGAACGGGAGUUAGAGAGGAAGUAGAUACAUUCAUGUUUGAGGGCCACGACACCACUGCUGCUGGCAUCACGUGGGCUCUGUACCUUCUUGGCCGGCAUCCUAAGAUGCAACAACGAGUUAAUGAAGAAGUAGACACCUUUUUCGAACAAAGAUCAGAGAAAUUGACAGUGGAGGACAUGAAAGAAUUACGUUACCUGGAGUGUGUUAUUAAGGAAUCGCAAAGACUCUUCCCAUCUGUUCCAUUCUUUUCUCGAUCAACUACCGAGGACUGCUAUCUUGAUGGUUAUUUUGCUCCAAAAGGCACUGCAGUUGGCGUCUCAACCAUCGGACUUCACAGAAACCCAGAAGUGUGGUCAGCACCGCUUGAUUUCAACCCUGAUCGUUUUCUACCAGAGAACAGUCAAGGACGCCAUCCAUUCGCGUUUGUUCCUUUCUCGGCAGGACCAAGGAACUGCAUAGGCCAGCGUUUUGCCAUUCUUGAGGAGAAGACCAUUCUAGCUUAUAUCUUGCGUUUUUUCCACGUUUCGUCGAAGCAGUCUUUUGAUGAGAUGAAGACGUGCGCGGAAUUGAUAACUAGGCCUAAAGAUGGCAUCUUCGUGUCCCUUUGCAGAAGAAAGUAGAAACAAAAACAAAUGUGGAAAUAUACUGGAGUAAAAUUAUUUGUUAUUAAUGCAAAAACAAACGGCCUGCUUGGAUAAAUUUAAGGGUUUUUUUUUCAGUUAUUCCCCCCUAUUUUUUCUUCUUUUUUUAAUUGAGAAAGAAAAAAAUAUCUUAUAUCAAGGCGAAGGUGUAAUAAGUAAAGAGCAGCAACCAAACCAAUUUAUUUACAAGAAACUACAACGGACUAGGUAUGAUUUUCAAGAACAUUUAAAUGUGACGACUAGCGAUAAGAACUUGACGCCAUGUCGCUAUUAUCAAAUGCAAAUAUAACGCGUUUCUUCGUACUAACUUUGGAAAUCUUCGUUGUUAUGUGCACUUGUAUUAUACUUUUGGCACUGGUGCCACACUUUUUUAGUGGCGUUACACUGUUUUCACUGGUAUUACACUUGUACUGUACUGUUCUUUGCCAAUCUGAUUGCGAUUUUUUGUUUUGUUUUUUUUCAAUUAAGUGUAUUAAGCAAUAAGUUAAUAACAUAGGGAAGAAUUUGAAAUUAUUCUAAUAGCUAAUCUAAUUGAAACCCCUAGUAGUUAGAUUUAAGCAAACUUCUGACAACGCAAUAAUUGUAAGGCAGGUUCAAAUGUUCUUAAGCACCUACUCAUAGAGCUUUGAAUAUAAAUGAGCUUCAGGUUUUAAGGGUGUGAAAUGUAUUAUCCUUGGCAUUUAUCCCAUUUAUUAAGCUUACGUAAAUCAAAGUGAGUUGUCGAAAUGCUAUUGGCUACAACUCGUCUAUGACGUUGUCCUUUUGGUAAGCGAAUGUGUCAAGAUGUCAUUAAACACCAUUUUCCUUGAUGAUGUUUGGAUCCACUUGACUUAAAGGAGCUCAGUCAGGGUUUGCACAUUUUUCGCCAUCCUUGACCAUCCUUGCUCCUUUAUGGUUCAUUAUUAUCUCUAUGACGUUUUUUUAUCUUAGUAAACUGUUAUUU